ACUGGGGAUCCAAUUUCUCUCUCUCUCUCUCUCUCUCUCUCUCUCAUGAAACGUUGAACUGAUAAAACUGAAAGAAAACUGGGAGAGAAGGAAACACGAAUGGCUUUUCUGGCGCCAACCCUGUCUUCUCCGAUUCUAAUCCUCCACUCCAAAUACAAACCCAUCCUCAUUCACCACACCUCUCUCUCUCCUCCUCCUCUUUCUGGUAGACACGCCGCCCCUCUCUUCGCUCUCCCAAAGCAGCUUGAACCCCCACUUCCUCCUCCUCCUCCUCCUUCUCCCGUUGGGGUAGCCCAGGUCGACCAAUCCCCCAAUACCACUACCACCCACCACAACGACGACAACAACAACCAAAAAAGCGACUUCUAUGUCAAUCUGGGUCUUGCUGUACGGACGCUUCGCGAAGACAUGCCUUUACUCUUUACCAAAGACCUCAACUACAACAUUUACAGGGAUGACAUCACGUUUACAGACCCAUUGAACAAGUUCGCCGGCAUUGAGAAUUACAAAUUGAUCUUCUGGGCACUUCGGUUUCACGGCCGAAUUCUGUUCAGAGAAAUCGGAGUUGACGUACUUAGGAUUUGGCAGCCUUCUGAGAAUGUCAUAUUGAUUAGGUGGAACUUGAGGGGUAUUCCUAGGGUCCCCUGGGAGGCAAAGGGCCAGUUCCAGGGCACCUCCCGCUACAAAUUGGAUCGAAAUGGCAAAAUUUAUGAGCACAAGGUUGACAAUUUGGCAUUCAAUUUUCCUCAACAACUGAAGCCGGCGGUGUCGGUUCUUGACUUGGUUUCUGCUUGUCCAGCCAGUCCAAAUCCCACAUUCUUUUUGGGUCCUGUGGAUCUCAACUCUUACUCAUCUUCGUGGGUAGAGUUGUAUCGGGCGGUUAGGGAGGCUUUGGAUCGUGAAAAUCACUUGACUCUACAUGAUCACUUAGUUCCUUGUUCAUAGUUAGUCUAGCAGGUAUACGAUAUAUAUACAUCCUACUUUCCGGGUACAUUUUUGUGUAUUCUUAUAGUAGAAAAUUGUUCGUCAAUGGCAAAUAACGUUUUCGUUAGAGGAUAAGGGUGUAUACAUACAUAAUGUUGUUCAUCAAUGACAAAUAAUUCUUGGGCA
Molecule: messenger RNA, 1110 nt
Organism: Rhododendron vialii
Lineage: Eukaryota; Viridiplantae; Streptophyta; Magnoliopsida; Ericales; Ericaceae
Exons: 3
Coding region: 100-945 (281 amino acids)
Source: RefSeq, a predicted model, not a curated record